Saccostrea echinata is the source of this 6129-nucleotide messenger RNA. Its product is annotated as protocadherin Fat 4-like. Gene Ontology annotation, biological process: homophilic cell-cell adhesion. Gene Ontology annotation, molecular function: calcium ion binding. The coding region runs from base 1 to 6129 and encodes 2042 amino acids. Gene Ontology annotation, cellular component: plasma membrane; cell-cell junction. NCBI's taxonomy places the organism in Eukaryota, Metazoa, Mollusca, Bivalvia, Ostreida, Ostreidae. The record is from RefSeq and is a predicted model, not a curated record. The transcript is spliced from 14 exons.
AUGGCUAAAGUAAGUACAGAGUAUCGUAUUACAUCUUUAAAACAGAAAGAGAGUGCCAAUACUGCACCAGACUGUAACCCAACCACCCGACUGGUGACGAUUUCGGAAACAGUGACGCCUGCUACCACUGUGGUAAGUUUAGGAUGUGUUGACACGGAUACCGGAGCAGACGGCACUCUAACAUGCUCUAUCAUUUCUGGAAACGGAGAGGCUGCUUGGGAGCUUGGUACUUCCUGUGAUUUGAAAACUGUAACGCAGCCAGACUUUGAUUUUGGAACUCGAUCAUACUCGUUGGGCAUUCGAGUUGCUGAUGGAGGGUCCCCGUCAUUAACAAGUGACGUCACAAUAAACAUUGAGGUAUUAUCAGCCAAUGACAAUGUUCCUGUGUUUACGGGUGUGCCAUACACAGUUACGGUCCCUGAAAAUCAGGCAACGAACGUGAUGAUGUUAGGUAUCGCUGUCACAGAUGACGACAUCCUCCUUAUCAACGGAAAUGACGAGGUACAGGGCUACAAAAUAACUAUAACAGGCGGAACAGGGGCCGACAAGUUCUUUAUAGGAGACAUGGCGGGACUCUAUCUAAGAAAGAGUCUGGAUUAUGAAGUGACGCAAUCACAUAACCUCACCAUUGUCGUCACGGAUCAGGGGUUGUUACCACAGCAACAGGCAACCUCAAACAUUCUGGUGACAGUGCAGGACAUAAAUGACAAUACACCAAAAUGUACAAACAGCUAUGUCUUUCUCAGCAUAUCUGAGGACCAAAAAGCCACAUCCGUAUUGACUACACUCACAUGUACCGAUGCGGAUAGUGGAGCCAGCGGAACUUUGACCUAUUCCAUUGUUUCUGGGAAUGCAGCGGGGGCUUUUGAUGUGCAGAAUAAUGCGGGAAAUUAUUAUAGACGAACAUUUGAAUACAAGUUGCGUGCAACGGACGGAGGUACUCCACAACUCUCGAGUGACGUCACAAUAGAUAUUGAAAUCUCGUCAGUUAACGAGAUGACUCCGACAUUCCAUCAAACAACGCCAUCUGUUGACGUGAGCGAAAGUAUGUCAGUUGGGACCCUUCUCUAUCAGCUGACUGUCCAGGAUACUGACAAAAUAGACUCAGCCAAUGCGCAGACAACUGUAUCGUCCAUUCAAGCAUCAGCUGAUUCAUCUAAAUUUUCAAUUAACCCCAGCACGGCUUCAAUGUAUCUCAAAGAACCGCUCGAUUUCGAGGUUGCCCAGACACAUACGAUAACAGUACAGGUGGUGGAUCAAGGAAUUUCACCUCAGAAAAUGUCAACUGCCACGUUGACUGUCAAUGUUCUUAACGCCAAUGACAAAGCACCUGUGUGUUCAGCCAGUUACUUCGCUCUUACAUUAACGGAAUCCACUGCUGUUGACAGUCAGCUCCAGGACAUUAGCUGUAGUGACGUAGACGCUGGUGCGCUGACCUACACCAUUACUGCAGGGAAUGCUCUUGAUAAAUUUAAAAUUGUUGGACAACUGUUAAAACUGAAGAGUCAGAUAGAUGCCGACACAGAGGCCAUUCAAUACAGAUUGAUAACGGAAGUUGCUGAUGCCGGACCUGCGCCUGCGCUUACAACCACAGUGACGAUCGAUGUUUACAUCACGGGUAUCGACGACAAUGUUCCACUGUGGGAAACUCCUACUAAUGGAGCCUACACUGCAACUUUGCCUGAGAAUUCUGCUGCGGGGACAUUUGUACAGAUGAUAAGUGCCACUGAUGCAGACCUAGCCGGAACUUUUGAUGCUGAAGUAACAUACAAAAUCGAGGACGUAAAUUCUCUAUUUGGAAUAGAAUCGAAGUCUGGUAGAAUUUACCUUGCAAGAGAUGGAGUUGACAGGGAGGUCCUAGAUAAUUACGUCAUAAGUGUUUCUGCUCAUUCAUCCAAUCAGAUAGCGUCUAAAAUCCUGGGAACGGUAGCUGUCACAGUGACGGACAUUAACGACAACAGUCCAACUUUCUCCCAGAGCACGUACCAUGUAACAGUUCCUGAAAACACAGCUAUAAACACCGGAAUCAUAACUGUGACUGCGCAAGAUCCGGAUCUGGGUACUAAUGGACAAAUCAGUUAUGCAAUAACAAGUGUGGCUAUGACUUUCCCUGCUGCUACUGAUAACGACGCUGGUGUUGACGGAUCGAUAGUUUACUCACUGACAACUCACACUGAUGCCUUUGCCAUCAAAAGCACCACCAAAGAAAUUGUUCCAAUUCGACCUCUUGACCGUGAGGCCCUAUCUACCUAUGAACUCGUACUUGUGGCUGUUGACCAAGCUAAAGUAAAUAGGAAAACGGGUACAGCCACCAUGACCGUAUCUGUUCAGGAUGUAAACGAAUACCCUCCAGAUUGUGCAAUAAGUGCCGAGGUAACCGGAAGUCCACCAUUUACAAUCGGGUCAAAUAUAUACACAAUGGUAUGUUCAGACCAUGAUGCACCAGGACCGAAUGGUGCUAUUGUUUAUUCUAUAACUGCAGGGAAUACGAACACGGAUUUUCGUGUUGAAACAGACGGCCGUGUGGUCUACAACAAAUUGCCAAGUGAUGUUAAUUAUCAACUAACAAUUGUAGCAUCUGAUUCCGCCGUGACGCCCCUUUCGACCACUGUGUUUCUUCAUAUAACCUUGCAGUCAGAUCCACUGUUCACAAACAUGCCUGGCACUGUGUCCAUUGAUGAAACCUCUCCGCUGGGUGCUUCUGUAUUUGAUGUCUUGGGGAGCUCUGCUUCCGGUUUUAAGUCAUUUUCAAUAAUAAGUGGUAAUGCGGAUAAUAAAUUCAAGAUAAAUUCUUACACAGGGAAUGUAUUUAUAUUUUCUGCUUUAGACAGGGAAACCACUUCUUUGUAUACUCUAAGCAUCAGAAUCACUGAUAUUAAUUUAUCAAAAACAGCUGACAGCACUCUUACAAUUACAGUAUUAGACAAUAAUGAUAAUGCUCCGAAAUUUGGCUCUUCAUUUUACGAAACAUCGGUAGUUGAAAAUAUCGGUGUUGGAACCCUGAUUCAGGACUUAGUGGCAAUAGACAACGACGAAGCUGGUCCCAACAGUGCUGUAACAUACGCUAUUGUCAGUGGAAACGCUGAAAGUAAGUUUGAAAUUGAUACCAGUGGUAAGUUGAAGCUGAAGGCAGCUCUGGAUGCCGAGACGACGACAGUUUACAUGUUAACAGUGACAGCAACAGAUAGCGGGACGCCUCAACUAACAGGAACAACAAUUGUGUUGUUACAAGUAACAAAUUUUAACGAGUUUCAGACAGAGUUUUUGACAACAGGGGGAGCUUACUCUCAUUCUCUUUCUGAGAACACUGCUCUUGGGACGCUUGUAUUUUCUGUCACUGCUCAAGAUCUGGACGUGGGGUCACAAAUCACUUACGCUAUCACAUUGGGGAAUGACAACUCUUUCGCGAUAGACCCUCAAUCUGGAAACAUUUUUCUGACCAAGUUUCUUGAUAGGGAAACAACCCCAACAUAUUCCUUAACGAUUUCCGCCAACAAUGGCCAGGGAGAAGUCAAAGACGCCGUUCUUGCUUUGACUAUUACAGACGUAAACGAUAAUGAUCCAACUUUCUCACAAAAUGUGUAUAGCACACAGGUGAUCGAGAACUAUCCAGUUGGUGGGUCAGUGUUAAAGGUCACAUGUACAGACGCAGACAGUAGCGUAAACAGUGAUGUGACAUUAUCGAUAGUGGCAGGAAACACGGUUAACGCUUUCAGGAUAACUGGAGACGUUAUCGAAGUUAAUUCAGUUUUAGACUACGAAACUAUCAAUAAAUAUGUUUUACUUAUUGAAGGCAAGGAUAAAGGCAUCCCCAGUCGAUCCUCCACUGCCACGGUCGACAUAGAAAUCACACCAGUAUAUCCACAACCGCGAUUUGCUUCUAACGUUCAGACCACUACCAUUCCAGAAAAUACAGUUGUUGGAACAACUGUGUUCGAUUCCGAUGCAACAAUUGGCGGUGCACUAGAGAACAAAGACCUGGCUUACACCAUUACUGCUGGAAAUUCGGAAGGAAAGUUCGCAGUAAAUGAAAAUACUGGGGAAUUGAGUGUGAUUGGAAUUCUGGACAGAGAUACCACUGCGAGCUAUGACGUAACAAUUAGCGCAGUAAACAUUCAGCAGACAACACUGCGAGAUUUGAUCACUGUCACGGUGACGCUAAGUGAUAUCAAUGAUAACAAACCGAUAUUUUCUGUUCCGAAGUAUUCUUUCACAAUCUCGGAAACAAGUUCGAUCAAUACUAUUGUAGGAGUCCUAACAGCUUCCGAUAAAGAUACUGGGGCAAAUUCUGUACUCAGUUUCUCGAUUAUAUCUGGCGAAAACAGCGCUGAUUUUGCCAUUGACCCAUCCACUGGACAACUUCAGGUCAACUCAGUGUUAAAUGCGCCUCUCAGAAGUUAUUAUGCGCUCAUCGUUCAGGCCGCCGAUGGUGGCACUCCCUCCUUGACUAGCAAAGCAGAAGUUGAUAUAACUGUAAUAGACAUUAAUGACAAUUCACCUAUUUUCAGUCCAGCUGUCGUUAGUAUCAAAGUAAAUGAAAUUCUUAACAUCAGUAGUGCUGUAUAUUCUGUGUAUGCAACAGACGCUGACUCUGGGGCAAAUGCUCGACUUACGUACUCUAUUCUGUCUGGAAAUAAUGACCUGCGCUUCUCUGUUGAUCCAAACAAUGGAAAGGUUCUUCUGCGGAAUCUUCUUGAUCGCGAAACAGUAAAUCUCUAUAGUCUUGUUAUCAUAGCUGUUGAUGCUGGGAGUCCAGCAAAAACAGGAAGUUUAACAUUAAGCAUCGAAGUUGUUGAUGCUAACGACAAUUCGCCGUAUUUUAUUGGAGAACCAUAUUCUGUAACUCUUGGACGAGCUGAUCCAGUUGGAACAUACCUGAUAUCAAUUAAUGGUAAUGACACCGACUUGGCAGACAAUGCUGUGGUUGAAUAUUUUAUUGUCAGUGGUGACGUAUCUGACACGUUCUAUUUGAACAAAGACACCGGGCGUGUUACGACAUUAACGUCACUUGUUUCGUCUCCUGAUACAUACUCUCUGGUAAUUCAUGCUAUUGAUAGAGGAGUUCCAAAAAGAACAUCCUCUACUUCUCUGGCAGUACGAAUUGAUCCACCUACCUCGCCAACUAUCAGUGAUUUUUCUUUUACUGUAGACGAAAACGUUCCUAUGGAUACAUCAAUAGGAACAGUACUUCCUGACCCGAUACAUAAUCCUGGAACAACCAUCAUUUACACCAUUUUAUCAGGCAACUACAAUAAUAACCUUAAAAUAGGGCUAAAUAAUGGAGUUGUUAAAGUAGCACGUGCUUUGGAUCACGAGGAGCGAAGCAGUUACUAUCUCACAAUAAAAAUCCAAGAUUCCAUUAACUCUGCACUCGUUUACAACAAAAAUGUACACGUGACAGUAAAUGAUCUUAAUGACAACACACCACUUUUUCAAUCCACAACAAUUACUUUCACUAAUGUCGUUGAGAAUUCCCCAGUUGGGUUAACUAUCGGACAGGUGCCUGCAACAGAUGCUGACAGCGGACUCAAUGGUCAGCUUACAUACGAGAUAGAUCCAUCUGACACAACUGCCUUGUCAGCAUUGAGCAUCACAUCCACUGGACAUUUGACACUCUCAAUCUCUCCGGAUUACGAAUCUUCACCUAGAAUAGCGUUCGUAGUUUACGCUAAAGACCAAGGGACACCUUCUCUCACUGGAACAGUGAAUGUUGUUAUCGACUUGAUUGAUGUUUAUGAUAAUCCACGCUCUGCCUCAGCGAAUAGCGACUCUCCCUUUUAUUCACUAGAAUGUCCCAUUACCGCACAAAAUGGUGACGUCAUAGUAACCAUUAAAGCAACAGAUUUUGGAUACACGGUUGGUGCAACUGACAGCAUUAGAUUUAAGUUGAUUGGUGGUGGCACCGUGUUUGAUGUGGGGGCCACAAACGGAAAUUUAUACGUCAAGGAUCACACUAAGUUGUUUGCAGAAACACGAUAUUUCUUUUCCAUGUCUGUACGAAUCCAGACUUCUAAUAACAAUGUGACGGCCACUUCUGCUUUGUUUCGGGUAGAUACAAUGACCCCCAGAUCACAUAUGGUUAUUCUAACACACAGCAUUUCUAAAACAACCGUUGAAUCACAAAAGUAA